Molecule: messenger RNA, 1298 nt
Organism: Orbicella faveolata
Lineage: Eukaryota; Metazoa; Cnidaria; Anthozoa; Scleractinia; Merulinidae
Source: RefSeq, a predicted model, not a curated record
ACAGAAAAUGAAAGAGUUUUACGUGCAGUUGAUGAGCAAUGCCAGUACGAACGAGUUUCCCGACAACAAGGCCAACAGUUUCAAGAAUCGUCUUCCUUACCCGCUCAUCAAGUACCCACACAUCAAUCGCAUUACUUUGACGAUGACGAUAUGUUUUGUCAUUUUGAGUGGACCAUUGAAACGUUUCUAAGGACAUCCGAUGGUUCGUGGGCUCCGGAGCGUUACCGUGUGCCAUUUCACGUCACCGGGAAGGAAUUUAACCAAGACAGAUACAAAGUGACGAGUGGCAGAUCUCUCAUGCAAUACCUCAUCAAUCGUUUUCACGAACGCUUGUAUCAUUAUAUGGAUCGAUCAGGUGAAAGUCUACGAGCUCCGGACGGGAAAAAAAACUACCCUGUGUUUAGAUGGGAGGGUAAUGAUUUGAUUUUGGACAACACCGACACGUUCCUCAACGAAUCCGGAGACAGAGAACGUCCCAGAGUGAUGUUUGGUCCUAAACUGGUCAAGACGAUGGGUUGGAUUAACGAGGAAUCGUAUUACUCUGUUCACAUGACUAUGAAUUUGAUUAAAAUGUUCCAAAACGACACCGUCCCAGCUGAUUUCAAGAACGACUGGAGCAACCAUGACGCCACUCGCACCCAUGACUUUUGGGAUUUGAGCAGCGCCGGGGUGUUACAGCUCAGUCCCUAUUGCAACUGGCGCUUCAGUUACCUGGACGAGGAAUACGCGAAGGUCUAUCAUGGAGUUAGCGUCGAUCCGGACGUCCCUCCUCCUCGUAGUCCCAUGUACUUGUAUUCGAAUGUAGGACGCAGCACGAUCACGGGGAAUCGAGUGACGGACCUAUUGGGAGAAGUACCACACGACCCUACCAAGACGACGUACGAACCUUCUCAGAUUCAAUGUAAACCUGUACCAGCAAUGUUUUAGAUAUAGUGGAGAUGCAAUUGGCCGAGAACGACGGACAACUGGUGGAUUUUGCCUCUGGAGUGACCUCUGUGACAUUGCACUUUAAGUAUGAAUGAGUCUCCCGUGGAAUUUUACGUGCAGUGGAUGAGCAAUGCCAGUACGAACGAGUUUCCCGACAACAAGGCCAACAGUUUCAAGAAUCGUUUGCCUUACCCGCUACAGUUGAGAGAAUCUGGAUGGAAAGUGGGUAUCAGCGACAUCUCUUUUCCGUCCGCUGUUCGUAAAAUGGACUUGAAAGAUCCUCUGUUUCAAAUCUGGUGGAUCGAGUUGAUAGACCCAAAACUCAACCUCCACUCGCAAGAAAUGGUCAAUAUCAAAGAAGGGGAUUUGGA